Messenger RNA from Cotesia congregata, 354 nucleotides. The record is from the annotation of a GenBank genome assembly. NCBI's taxonomy places the organism in Eukaryota, Metazoa, Arthropoda, Insecta, Hymenoptera, Braconidae.
AUGGAAAGUAAUGAAGAAGUCAAAAAACCAAUAGUGGAAAGAGACUUGGAUUUAAUUGCUGCCGAGCUGUUGGAAGCUGCUGACAAAUAUCAGCUGCAGUCGCUCAAAAAAAUGUGCGAAGAGUCGCUCUGCAAAAUUUUAAAGCCAGACAAUCUUAUCUCGAUGAUGAAUUUUGCUGAGCGUUACAAUGCUAGGAAUUUGUUGGGAUAUGUCACUGAAUGUAUUGCAGUUGAUGCUGAAAAUAUUGUUCAGAGAAAUGAAUUCAAAGAAAUAGAAAAGUCGUCCAUGGGAUUUGAAUUGUUUAAAAAACUCAUGGCUUUGCAUGCUAAUAAUGCUCAAAAUUUUCUUCAAUAA